AUAUUCUUCGCAUACAUCACACAUCCUAUCCUUCGCGUUCCAUCCCUCGUCAUUAAAAUGUCCCCAACGGCCACCUUCACCACGACUUCCUCGGAAGAGAACGCGCCUACGAAGUUCAUCCUUCCCGACCUCGUAUCCGACUGCACCUACCCUCUCCUCCUCAACGACAACUGCGAGCCCGUCGCCCGCGCCUCGGAGCAGUGGCUCAUCGCUGGCGCGCGCCUGCAGGAGCCGCGCCGCACCAAGUUCAUGGGCCUCCUCGCCGGCGAGCUUACUGCUGCUUGCUACCCGCACGCCGACGCGUCCCACCUGCGCGUGUGUGUCGACUUCAUGAACUGGCUGUUCAACAUGGACGACUGGCUCGACGACUUCGAUGUCGACGAUACCUGGGGCAUGCGUCACUGCUGCCUCGGCGCCUUCCGCGACCCUGUCGGGUUCGAGACGGACAAGCUCGGCGGUUUGAUGUCCAAGUCGUUCUUUAGCCGCUUCAGGCAGGACGGCGGUCCGGGCUGCACGGAGCGCUUCAUCCACACGAUGGACCUUUUCUUCAUUGCUGUCGCGCAGCAGGCCGGUGAUCGUGCUAACGGCAUCACCCCUGACCUCGAGUCAUACAUCACUGUCCGCCGGGACACGUCCGGCUGCAAGCCGUGCUUCGCGCUUAUCGAGUACGCCGCCGGCAUCGACCUCCCCGACCAUGUCAUCUACCACCCGACGCUCGCUGCCAUGGAGGAGGCGACGAACGACCUCGUCACCUGGUCGAACGACAUCUUCUCCUACAACAAGGAGCAGGUCACCGACGACACGCACAACAUGAUCCCCGUGCUCAUGCGCGAGCGCGGGCUCGACCUGCAGGGCGCCGUCGACUUCGUGGGGCGCCUGUGCAAGGGCACAAUCGAGCGCUUCGAGACGGAGCGCGCGCGCCUCCCCUCGUGGGGCCCCGAGCUCGACGCGCAGGUCCAGACGUACAUCGAGGGCCUGCAGAACUGGAUCGUCGGCUCGCUCCACUGGAGCUUCGACUCGCACCGCUACUUCGGCAAGGACGGGCACGCGGUCAAGAAGCACCGCAUCGUGAAGCUGCUGCCCAAGCGCGUGCCCCAGCAGGCGUAGCUGGUCGCUCGCCUGUCUCCCGUCUAUUUCGUUCAUCUGGAUACACUACUUUCUUGACUCCGUGCGCUUAAUCCUUUCUCCGCCUCCCCUUCUUGCAUACAUAACUGUGUCAUAGCCCAUACCAUAGACGCACCCCAUAAUUCUGUGCUGUAUCUUCUCCAUAUAUGGUAUGACCCCCCCUAGGCCACUAUGCUAUGCCCCGCAUGCGACUCCCACAUGCCACCCUCACGAUUUCCCUCCCCUUCGCUCUUACUCCUAGCGCGCGCUUUGUAUUUUUACGAUCUCAU
Molecule: messenger RNA, 1394 nt
Organism: Coniophora puteana RWD-64-598 SS2
Lineage: Eukaryota; Fungi; Basidiomycota; Agaricomycetes; Boletales; Coniophoraceae
Product: terpene synthase
Exons: 3
Coding region: 58-1107 (349 amino acids)
Source: RefSeq, a predicted model, not a curated record